AUGCGCGAGUAUGUGACGAGUGUUAACAGCGUUAUAAAAGAUAAUUCUAUGACAAUUAUAGUGUCACGAGAUCCGUAUUCAAGACUGUUUUCAGCAUACAUCGAUAAAUCUUUUCUCCAACUUAUGCUUUCUUUAAAUUAUUAUAUACGAAAUAUUGCCAUUGACGAAUUGUACAAAAGUAACGUAUGUCUGACAGAUGUAACUUUUCAAGAAUUUUCGGAAUGGAUCGUAAAGGAAAGUCAAAGUGGAAAGACAUUGGAUCGUUACUGGGCGCUUAUAUUCUCCCUCUGUUAUCCUUGUGCAAUCAAUCCUUUCAUAUUAGUCAAACAAGAGACAUUUGCCCGCGGUGUUGAAUUCGCCUUACUGCAGCUUGGCGUUGAAAGGUCGACAUCAGUAAAACCUGAGACCUUACGAAGAGUACGGGACCUUUAUAAACAAGAUUUUGAGAUGUUUGGAUACAGCAAAUUACCACCAACAGCAAUUUUGACACGCCAGACCUGAACUACAGGGUCAUAAUUAUGUGCAUUAAACAUGCCCUUUUUAAAAUUUCAGUAAUCUGAAAAGCUCAGACAACCUUAUUACAUGUUUUACAUGACAUGUAGCAU
Molecule: messenger RNA, 605 nt
Organism: Mercenaria mercenaria
Lineage: Eukaryota; Metazoa; Mollusca; Bivalvia; Venerida; Veneridae
Product: carbohydrate sulfotransferase 11-like
Exons: 2
Coding region: 1-501 (166 amino acids)
Biological process (GO): carbohydrate biosynthetic process
Cellular component (GO): membrane
Molecular function (GO): sulfotransferase activity
Source: RefSeq, a predicted model, not a curated record